Molecule: messenger RNA, 1482 nt
Organism: Candidozyma haemuli
Lineage: Eukaryota; Fungi; Ascomycota; Pichiomycetes; Serinales; Metschnikowiaceae
Exons: 1
Coding region: 1-1482 (493 amino acids)
Source: RefSeq, a predicted model, not a curated record
AUGGGCAAAAAUGGUAAAAGACGAUCGCUACAAAGCCUAUUUGGCAGUCCUGACAGAACAAGAACUGGUGUAGCCCAGGUGGCUCGUACUGGUUCUGCUUCUCAGGUAAGGCCUCCUCGUGCAAUGGCAGAUAUACAUCCUUUUACAGCUUCCAUGAACCUGUUGGUGUCUUCGCAAGCUGCUGUCAGUGUGGACGAGUUUGCAGACACAGACUCAGGUCUGUCUAACCAUUCUGGUAUUUCAGGCCAUUCGAAAGCUGAAGCACAAGACGCAGAAACUAUAUAUUCGAUUAUUUCAGGUUAUGAAGACGAAGACCGCAGAGAGUCGAAUUUCGUGUUUAUGGAAGACUUUAGUCACAACUCUGGUAGUCCAGAUAAGACCAGAGCUUCUGCUAGUUCUGGCGAUACCGAACCCAAUGCCGCUGGAACGACUUUUGGCAGUCCCCAGGAAACUACAGCUUCUUAUAAUACCCCUCAUGCUAGUGUCCAGGGCUCCAGUUCAUACCACCAGUCCAUGUCCAGUGCUGAGCUUCUAGGACGUCUACGGAGCGUUGAAGUUGGCAGUAAUAGCGGCAGUAAUAGUGGCAGCAGCGGUAGAGGCAGGUUCAGUGGCUCUAGUCGUUCGCUGAACUCCCGUGGAGGUUCCAGAGUCAGUUUCAGUACUAGAUCUAGAGACUCCCGAGGCAUUAAUAACCUUACAGCAGGUAUAGACUCGUCCUCAGGGCUUCCCGUGACGCUAUACACUGUCCAAGACGCUGAACACCAGCCUAACAGAUGGUCGCUCUUUGCUAAGAACGGUGCUCCCCAGCAAGAAGUGCCUCCAGUGCCUGGUGAAGGCAGUCUGAGUUCCAACUCGGCACCAGACUCUCAGCGCAAUUCCAGAACGGUGUUCUCGCCUUCAAAGGUCGAACCAGCCCAUUAUGGACCGUUUUCUGGAAGUGCUAGCGACCAUCCUCACCACAGUGUUGCUACUGUUUCCACCAGAGUGCUUGAAAACGAACAUGGAACAAUGAGCGACCGUUCUGUGAUCUUUGGCGUAGAAGGUCAAAGCACACCAUACGGUUCAGCUCCCGCUCUGCCCCAGUCGUCCAGAGUCACCGAUACUGAAAGCAGACGGUCUGCCCAUAAUGACAUGUACGCAGACGAUUCAAGCGACUUGUACAACUACGAUAUCGAAAAGAGUGCUGCUUUCCUUCAAGACGACGAAGCACACACUGCUCAGCCGUGGGCUAAAUGGGCCCUUUUAAUGAUCAUGGGUUUGGUGGCAGUGCCUAUUUACUUCUUGCUUGCAUUUGGAUACUUCGAUUUCGGAGGAUACCGUAACUACUUACCCAGAGUACCGUUUGGCCCAGUCAACCGCCGGUACUUUGCAUGCUACACCUACUGGCAGAAACUCUGGAGUUUUGUCAUUGGCUUAAUCUGGUUGUGUCUUGUAUUUGCAGCCAUCGCCAUAGCAUUUGGCCUACGAGCCAGGUUUCACUAG